This is a messenger RNA of Photinus pyralis (common eastern firefly), 902 nucleotides long. RefSeq lists its product as uncharacterized. The transcript has 3 exons. The coding region runs from base 219 to 845 and encodes 208 amino acids. The record is from RefSeq and is a predicted model, not a curated record. NCBI's taxonomy places the organism in Eukaryota, Metazoa, Arthropoda, Insecta, Coleoptera, Lampyridae.
UUAAGUUUUUGCGUUACCAUCAUAACAUGUAAUUUGGUAUAGAUAUAUGUAUAAACAUAGGUACAGUAGAGGCGAGAUAAGUAAAUCAAAAGAUUUAGACAGAAUGUUCUUCAUCGUAUUUUUGCAGUUCGGUUUCUUGGGGGCUACCUGCGCUAACGGCCGAUAUCCCAUCUUACAUUAAUCUUUGCAAGAAAACUGAACCAGAUAUCGCUAAAUGUAUGACAAAUAGUGCCAACGAAUUGAUCCCGCAUUUGGUGCAUGGAAUUCCAGAACUAAAUUUUCCACCAAUAGAUCCGAUGCGUUUUAGCAAUUUAUCGGUUACAGUUGGCGAAUCAUCGAUAAACAUAAAAGCGGAAUUGAGAGACAUCGUUGUUGAAGGCCUUAAAGAUAUGAAAUUUAUAGAGUCCAAGCUAGAUUUUGAUACUGGAAUUUUUGAAAACAAGAUUGUUAUUCCUAGAAUAAAUGUGAAAUGCCAAUAUCACUUUAGCGGACAUAUUUUACUUUUUGAAAUCGAUGGCGGGGCUCAAGCAGAACUUAACGCAAACGAUAUUAGUGCGACGUUGACGAAAUUUGGCAAUUAUCACACGAAGAACGGCAUCAAAUACAUCAAGUUUGGUAAAUCUGACGUCAAAGUCGACGCUAAAGAUGUAUCUGUACGUUUUGAUGAUUUGUUUCGUAACAACGAGCUCCUCACACAAACAGUGAACCAAGCAAUCAAUGAUAAUAUUCAAACCCUUAAGGAAGAGUUGGAUUCGCUUAUAGGGAAGACAAUCGAGGAGGUUAUUUUCAAGGGCUACCUUAAAAUAUUUGAUCAGCUUCCGUUUGAUGUACUAUUCCCUAAUUAGUAUCGCUUAGAAUGUUCUAUGCAGAAUUAUAGUCGCUUUUUCUUAAAUAUAUUUCAA